Molecule: messenger RNA, 585 nt
Organism: Papaver somniferum (opium poppy)
Lineage: Eukaryota; Viridiplantae; Streptophyta; Magnoliopsida; Ranunculales; Papaveraceae
Product: nucleoplasmin-like protein ANO39
Exons: 1
Coding region: 1-585 (194 amino acids)
Source: RefSeq, a predicted model, not a curated record
AUGACAACUUCCAGCAUCCACUGUUCCUAUGACUCCUCUAGCGACUGCUCUGACGUCAGUAAGCUGGAGAUGAGGAUUUCUGGAGCAGAGGCGCAUGCUAAAGUAACCCAGUCUUUGAAAAAUACCAAAGAGUUGAUAGAUGGCACGUCUCUUGAUCGUCUGAGGAUUGCUCGUGAUAUAUUUCUAAAGAGAAAAGCCGAAAAUGAAAAGCUAGCAACUUAUCAGCAGAAACGACGUCGACUUCGACAGGCAAGGCUAGCAGCUGAGGACGAAGUUCAACUUCGUGCUGAUGGCGUGGAUUAUGACCCAGAUGUUGAGGAAAGUGAACCUGUCUGGAAACCUCUCGAGCGCAAGAUCAAACCAUAUGUUCCCGACCUGAGAGCCGAACGAUUGACCCGAGCUGAUCUUCAAGCUAAGUAUGAAGAAGAUGAUUACUUGGAUGUAAUGUACGGUGACCCUGAAGACCAAUUGGAAGAAGUCCCCAGUGAUGGUUCUGAUGAUGACCAUGGAAGAGAGACUGACGAAGAUUCCAUGGAGGAUGAUGAUCAAGAAUCUGAAGAUAGAUCUAAUGACUCUGAUGAUUAG